Molecule: messenger RNA, 2082 nt
Organism: Talaromyces atroroseus
Lineage: Eukaryota; Fungi; Ascomycota; Eurotiomycetes; Eurotiales; Trichocomaceae
Exons: 1
Coding region: 1-2082 (693 amino acids)
Source: RefSeq, a predicted model, not a curated record
AUGGCUUCAUCAAAUGUGGAAGAGUUACUUCGCCAACUCGCGGAAGAGAGAGAACGUGCCGAUCGAGCAGAAAUCAAGAUUGCUGAAGAAAGAGAGCGUGCCAAUCGAGAGCGAGAACAUGCCGACCGAGAGCGAGACCGCGCCAUCCAAGCAGAGGCAAAACAGGCCCCCACAACUCUUCAACAUUAUUUAAAGCUUGUUCAACAGCGCCUUGUGACGACCUUACUAGUCGAGUCCAACCCUGUCAGUUCAGCAUCAGGAUCUGUGACGGCCGUGAAUGAGAAGUUUUACCCUUUAGAGCUAUGCCGGUGGGACGAUUUUGAGAAACAACUUGAGCGAACCUUCAUUGAAAUCAGUUCGGUUUUCUCGAGCAGACCUCUUUUUCCUUCUGAAACAGACGUGCUUGGUGUUCAGCGCGAACUCUCGCCUACCAGCCGAAAGGAUGAGCAGGAUAUCCGACCAUUUGUCCGAAGUGCAAUCGAGAAACCAGCCGAGCGUAUCGUGAGAGCUUAUUACGACCUGACGAAUCGGCCAGAGAAGUUCAACUUCCAGAAUAAUGCUUACAGCCUGGAGUAUCGAGAUCCUGAGACAGAGAUCGAACGUAGAUCUCCUAGCAAAAGAAGAUCGCCAGAACGCAAGAAAAGCCAGCCCAUUCCCGACCGCUGGGGUAUCUGUGAGGAAGAAGGUGGUCUGCGUCGGGUCUGUGUUGGAGAGUAUAAAGCAGCGCACAAGGUACCGGACAAAGAAAUCAGACAGGUUCUUAAUACUGCAUCCAAAAACCUGUUCCUGGAGGUGCUCUGGCGAAAGCAGUCGGGAACGACCAAUUCCGAACAGGAUAAAGCGAAGGAGCUUGUGGCACAGAUUCUUUGCCAGGCGUUUCAUUAUAUGAUCCAAAGUGGCCUACUCUUUGGAUACAUAACGUCAGGCCGGACUCUAAUUCUCCUUAGAGUUGACGAGUUCGCACAACAGAGGCUAUAUUUUCAUUUCAUUCCCGUGGGUUCAACUGGACAAGCUCGUGAAUUUGAAGCUCAGUAUGCGCCAGCGACUCAAUUAGCGGCCUUUGCGCUCCUGGCACUGCGCGCAAGAGAGAUGCCCCGUGAUUGGAUUGUACAGGCCGAAAAUUGCGGCAUUUAUCAGUGGCCCCUGGUUCCUCACCCACCAUUACACCAAAACAUCUCCCUGCACCCUCAAACAUAUGUCGAAGAAACAAGUGAAAGUAGUGGAGAGAACGAUGACCCGAAUGACAGUGAUUAUGGUGCAUCUCCUCAAAGACAAUCUAGGUCCCAGCCGGACCAGCAAUCCCGAACACAGAACGAGCGUCGACGGUCUCCGCGGAAACGAACUGAACGUUCCGUCGGGGAAUAUUGCACCCAGGCUUGCUUGCUCGGCCUUGUUCAAAAAUCGCUGCUAGACGUGAGCUGUCCCAACUUUUCCAUGCACAAGCAGAGUUCUGCUCGUGUGAAGCACCCGAUCACCAAAGAUGAUCUUUGUUGUCUUCUUCGAACGCAGCUUGAUCGGAGCCUUGAUCAAGGUUGCGAAUGUCUAGAUAGGAAUGGUCUUUUUGGAGAUGUGGGUGUACUUUUUAAAGUCACUCUGACCGAAUAUGGAUACACAUUUGUUGCCAAAGGCGUGCAGAAAGCAAAUGAGCGCGACUUGGCUCAUGAAAUGAAGGUAUACUCACACCUUGUGCCUUUACAAGGGACGAAUAUCCCGGUCUGUCUUGGCAGCAUAGCUCUUACUCGGCCAUAUCCUCUUGUCAGUAUGGCAAAAGUGACGGAGAUGUUGUUGAUGUCGUGGGCUGGAACGAGUUUACGCUACAAUACCUGGCCUGAGGAUGCUGACAUCAAGAAAGAGACGGACAAAACAUUACGGACAUUGGCUCAGUCUGGUGUCCGUCAUGAUGACAUUCGACAGUCCAAUCUAGUAUGGAACGCUGAACGACAGCGAGUGAUGGCAAUUGAUUUGCAGCAGGCAACUAUUAUAUCUGUAGCAAAGCGAAAGGCUUCACCCUCUGUGCUAGAUCUUCACAAGCGGAGGAAGCUGACAGCUGGAUCAUCUCAUAUCAAGGCUAUCACUAUUUGA